UCGCUGCGCUAGCAAAUUCACCGUUGCCACUUCUUGUCAUGUUGAAAGAGCAACAGGGGUGCUUUCUGCCCUCACAUUGGAGUACAAAGAGUCACCACGACACACAGCUGUCAACGAAGUCUACCUAUAAAGGUGUUUAAAGAGCUUUGGGAGAAGGCCGGUAGGACCAACAACAGUUCAAAGUGUUUGCUCAAUAGCCCUCCAGUUCCCACACCAUCACACCACAUCCAUGUUGACUGCGGCAGCCUUCGUGCCUGGUCCAGGGAUACAAACACCGCGACCCUUUUGUUUGGCAGCGGAUAGUAUCUGGCUGAAUUGCAGUUGCUUGUCGGAGGACCACCGCAUGUUAAAGUGUACAUUCCUGUUUCAGUCUGGAGGUUUGUUUACGCGUUAAAAUGGCUGCUGAAAUGGCAUUUGGAAGAGAAUGGUCUUGAAUCAAUGCAGUAACGUUACAUUACCUAGCAGAGGCCAAAGAGCUAAUGAGCCACACAGGCUAACACAUUAUGUAUUAGCAAGUGACAAUAUUCAACGAGUUUACGGCUCAAAUAGCUUUAAUGGAUGGUCUGCUUUUUUGGUAAGCUCUUCCAACAAGAGGUAGGGUGAAGGGAAUUCCUCCCACUCCAAAUCUAUGCAUGCGGUUAACCAAGCAGCUUUAAAAAAACACUUAGCCAACCAUUUCUUAGCCAUUUUCUCUAAAGCUGUGUACGCAGGCUUAUUUUAGCCUCGACUUGAAUAUGAAUAACAUUCAACGAAUAUGCAGGACUUCUUUGUUAUGAUUAAAACAGCCUGAGUAGCCGAGGCUUUCUCCCAAAGCAGAGCUAAAGGCCCCGGUCUCUCACUCGGAUCGGUCAACCUGGGGGAGAAAAAAAUGGAUCCUGGGGGGAGAUGUACGACUAAACUCUUUCUCUUUGGACCUAAAGCAGCCACCCACAGCGAUGUGCGGGGCAUCAACAGAUACUUGGUGGUCUGUGUUUUGUUUUACUUGGUCCUCUUCACUCACGCCUCUCCGGCGAAACCGUGCGACAAGAAUUGUCUCUCCGGAAAAUGUAUAAACGGAUCCUGCAUCUGUGAUCGAGGAUGGGUUGGAGACCAGUGCCAGCACUGCCAGGGGAGAUUCAAGUUGACGGAGCCCUCAGGAUACCUCACCGAUGGUCCAAUCAACUAUAAGUACAAAACAAAGUGUACCUGGCUCAUUGAGGGCUAUCCAAAUGCAGUUCUUCGGUUAAGGUUUAACCACUUUGCCACAGAAUGUAGUUGGGACCAUAUGUACAUCUAUGAUGGAGACUCGGUAUAUGCUCCUCUGGUUGCUGUUUUCAGCGGUCUGAUUGUACCAGAAGUUCGGGGAAAUGAGACAGUCCCUGAGGUUGAGACGACUUCAGGCUACGCACUACUACACUUUUUCAGCGAUGCUGCCUAUAACCUCACAGGAUUUGAAAUAUUUUACUCGAUCAACUCUUGUCCCAAUAACUGCUCUGGUCAUGGGAAGUGCACCCCUGGGAACUCAGCUGCUAGCAGAGUGUACUGCGAAUGUGACAAGUACUGGAAGGGUGAGGCGUGCGACAUCCCCUACUGCAGGAACAACUGCGGCAGCCCUGACCACGGAUACUGCGACCUCACCGGGGAGAAGUUGUGUGUCUGCAAUGACAGUUGGCAAGGCCCAGACUGCUCCCUGACUGUACCUUCAACAGAGUCCUUCUGGGUCUUACCCAGCGUCAAGCCCUUUGGCACAUCACUCGCCAGGGCUUCCCAUAAGGCCGUGGUGCAGGAGAAGGUCAUGUGGGUGGUGGGCGGAUACACCUUCAACUUCAGCUCCUUCCAGAUGAUUCUCAACUACAACCUGGAGAGUGGCAUCUGGAACACAGUGCCCAUCAAUAGUGGCCCCGUGCCAAGAUACGGCCACUCGCUCGCUGCCUACCAGGACGAUAUCUACAUGUUCGGUGGGAAGCUGGAGGCCGGUUGGGGGAAUGUGACGGAUGAGCUGUGGGUGUUCAACAUACCAAGCCGGACGUGGCAACGCAGAAACCCUGUGGUCGGCCCGCCCGCCCAGGCUCAGAUUUACGCAGUGGAGGGUCACUCAGGCCACUGCGUUGUGCUGGAAGAUGACGAGCCCAUAAUGCUGGUCAUUUUUGGCUACUCCCCCAUCUACAGCUACGUCAGCAACGUUCAGGAGUACAACCUGAGGUCCAACACUUGGUCGGUGCCUGAGACCAAAGGUGCCGUUCCCCAGGCAGGCUACGGCCAUAGCAGCACGUUUGACAGCGCCAGCAGCAGCGUGUAUGUUCACGGAGGCUAUAAGGCGCUGCCUGCCAACAAAUACGGCCUUGUUGAUGACCUUUACCGCUAUGACGUUAACGCACGGACAUGGUACAUUCUGAGAGAGAGCGGCUAUCCGCGCUACAUGCACUCAGCCGUGCUCCUCAGCGGCACCCUGCUCAUUUUUGGUGGCAACACGCAUAACGACACAUCACUCAGCAAUGGGGCCAAGUGUUUCUCUGCUGACUUCCUUGCCUAUGACAUUGCCUGUGAUGAGUGGAGACUCCUGCCUAAACCUGACCUGCACAGGGAUAUCAACCGCUUUGGACACACUGCUGUGGUCAGCAAUGGGUCCAUGUAUGUGUUUGGGGGCUUCUCGGGUGUGUUGCUCAAUGACGUGCUUGUAUACCGACCCCCCAGCUGCCAGGCCUUCUUGGCAGAGGAGGGGUGUGUGAAGGCCGGACCAGAGGUCCGCUGCAUGUGGAGCAGAGACCGCUGUCUCCCUUGGGAACCCAGCAUGGCUAAUGAAAGCCUCAGUCCUGCCCCAUUCUGCCCCCCUAAAGCUGUCACAGUUGAUGAGCGGUGCUACCGGUUUUCAGACUGUGCCACCUGUACAGCCAACACCAAUGGGUGCCAGUGGUGUGACGACAAGAAGUGCAUCUCUGCCUCAAGCAACUGUACCUCUAACGUGAAGAACUUCACUGAGUGUCCAGUCCGGAACGAGCAGGUGUGUAGCAAGCUUGCCAACUGCAAGAGCUGCUCGCUGAAUCUCAACUGUCAGUGGGACCAAAAUCAGUCAGAGUGCCACGCUUUGCCUGCCCAGCAGUGCAGUGAGGGUUGGAGCCAGGUGGGAGAGGCCUGCUUGAGGAUCAACUCCAGUCGGGAGAGUUACGACAACGCCCAACACUACUGCAAGAACCUCAAUGGAAACAUCGCCUCUCUCACCACCUCCAAACAAGUGGACUUUGUGCUAGAGGAGCUUAAGAAGCUACAGCAACAAGACAAGCGGCUGUCCCCCUGGGUGGGCCUGAGGAAAAUCAACGUGUCGUACUGGGGUUGGGAGGACAUGUCUCCCUUCACCAACAGCAGCCUGCGCUGGCUGCCUGGCGAGCCCAGUGACUCUGGUUUCUGUGCCUACCUGGAAGAGCCUCAGGUGUCUGGUCUCAGGGCCAAUCCUUGCACUGCCACUGCCCACGGCCUCAUCUGCGAAAAAGCUACCGGGAAUCCCAAUCAGAGUGCCCGUCCAUCCUGUAAGAAGCCUUGCUCCCUACACACCAACUGUGCCAACUGCACCAGCCAGGCCAUGGAGUGUAUGUGGUGCAGCAGUGCACAGCGCUGUGUCGACUCCACUGCUUAUGUCAUCUCUUUUCCCUAUGGCCAGUGUCUGGAGUGGCAGACUGGAGAUUGUGUGGCCCAGAACUGUUCAGGCCUGCGGACAUGUUCCCAGUGUUUGGAGCAGCCUGAGUGCGGCUGGUGUGGGGACCCCAGCAGCACAGGAAAGGGUCUGUGUAUAGAAGGCUCAUCCCGGGGGCCAAUGAAGAGACCGGCAAAGCAGGGCCAGCAGGGCCAGUCCCAGGACAUGAUCCUGGAGCCAGACAGCUGCCCCAAAGACAAGGGCUUUGAGUGGGCCUUCAUUCAGUGCCCUGCAUGCCAGUGUAAUGGCCACAGCACGUGCGUGAACGGCAGUGUGUGUGAACAGUGUCGCAACCUCACCACUGGUCCCCACUGCCAGACCUGCAUGCCUGGUUACCAUGGAGACCCAACCAAUGGUGGCAAAUGCCAGGCUUGUAAGUGUAAUGGCCAUGCAAGUGUGUGCCAGGUGUUAACUGGAAAGUGCUUCUGUACCACCAAAGGGAUCAAAGGAGACCAGUGCCAGCUAUGUGACUCAGAAAACCGUUACCUUGGCAAUCCACUCAGGGGAACCUGUUACUACAAUCUGUUGAUCGACUACCAGUUCACCUUCAGUCUCAUCCAAGAAGAUGAUAAUCACUACACUGCCAUCAACUUCAUGGCCUCACCUGAACAGGCCAACAAGAACUUGGACAUGUCUAUUAAUGCAUCCAACAACUUUAACCUCAAUAUCACCUGGUCGGUGGGCUCAACAGCUGGAACCAUUUCUGGAGAGGAAGUGCCCAUUGUGUCCAAAACUAACAUCAAGGAGUACAGAGACAGCUUCUCCUGUGAGAAGUUCACCUUUAGAAGCAACCCCAAUAUCACCUUCUAUGUCUACGUUAGUAACUUCUCAUGGCCCAUCAAGAUCCAGAUUGCCUUCUCCCAACACAACAGUAUCAUGGACCUUGUCCAGUUCUUUGUGACAUUUUUCAGUUGCUUUCUGUCGCUACUCCUGGUGGCAGCAGUGGUGUGGAAGAUCAAACAGACCUGUUGGGCUUCACGGCGGAGAGAACAACUAAUGAGAGAGCGUCAGCAGAUGGCCAGUCGUCCAUUCGCUUCAGUUGCUGUUGCUCUGGACGCCAGGGGAGAACAAACAGAAAUGUUGCAGCCUAUGGUUGAUGGUCCACCUAAACCCGUUGCGAUGGAGCCGUGUUCAGGAGGAAAAGCUGCUGUGCUGACUGUCCUCAUGUGUCUGCCAUCUGGUCCCUCGAGCUUGCCUCCACCAGGCCAGUCAGGACUCAUUGUUGCCAGUGCGCUGAUAGACAUUUCACAGCAGAAACCAUCUGACUUUAAGGAGAAAUCGCAGGCUUCAAAGAACCGAAAGGCUCUUCCUCCAGCACACCAAGGCACCUGUGUCUGAGUCUCAACCCAUUAGUCCAUUGGGUCCCUUUUUACACCAUCUGAGGUCAUAUUGUUCCAACCUGUCGCUGGUCCCGGUUGGAGGCCGUUCCAGAGAGAAGACACAGCUACAUGUUGAAGAUUUCAUUUGGCUGCUACUACUCAAGUUUUCACUGAAACUUGCCAAGUCCCAGGAGCACAACUACUCUUACGUUUCCUGCCCUUGUACUGUACUCUGCUUAUAUCAACCACCGGUCAAAUGAUCACAAAUCCUUCUCCAAGCUCCUGCAACAAUAUAUCCUCCACGUACUGGGCUACAAACCUCACGGCAAAGUCGAGUGUCUACACUAAGCGGAAACCUGCCUGAUGUGUGGCUAGCAAUGACAUCAGAGACAGAUUCAUUUGGAGGAAUUUGCACCUAUUGAAGCUUCAGUCGUAAAUGUUUCGUGGCUCAUCAUCAAUUUGCUCAGCAUGAGGAAGAGGCAAAGGUCCCACAGUGUUGGAAAUCAAACAGAGGAUAAUAAAUUGCUGGCAGACAUCCACUAUAUGCUGCCUAUGGGUUUUGUUCUUCUUUUUGCUUGCCAACAAGUGGUAUUCUAUGGUGCUAAAGUGUUUAGUUUUUAUGAUAAGCCUGACUUUUACGGACUAAAUGAACUCUGCCUUUUUCAUUGGGAAAGCUAUGUGCUAGGCAAGGACUCUUCUUAAUGCCCCCGUGACCACAUGAAAGUGUUUUGACACCCCCCUUUGCCAAUUACCAUCAAUGAUCUGUUUUAGCAUUUACUGUACAUACUGUAUGUAUCAUCCACCUAGCUGAAGCUAAAGUCUGUAUUUUCAGUGGAAUACAUGUUUAAAUGCUGCAGAGACAUGACACUGCAAUCACUACCAGCGGCAUGCGGGGGAAGACUUGCAAUUUGAAGGAGGCACGAACAAAUCGCAAAGCUAAAAUAGCAUGGGAAUCUCCAAAGCCUAAGAAGUACGAUGCAUUUUAUUAACAAACUGGAAGAUUAAUUUGUUACAAAAAAAUCCAGAAUUUUUCAGCGAACCCUCGAUAGUAGUUACGUAAUGCGGAGAAUCACUGAUGUUCUGGUCAGUUCUGUUACUGUAGUUUAUUAUCUUAUCAUUUUGCUGUGCAACUUGGACAUCAGGCUUCUUGAACUUGCUCUUGGAUCAGUUUGGUAGUUGGAUGCUGUUCAGGAGAAAGACGUCUGCAUAAUAAAGUUAGGCCAGGGACAUCAUUCUCCUCUGGCUGUUACUAGUUUGUUUUGUAAGUUUUUUAAAGAGUCCGCUGAAGCUAUGACUUUAUUUCCAUCUUUGAGUACAAGGAGUUACGUUACCUUUUUAUAAUGCCUUUGCGCUUUCCAUCAAAUUCUUAAGGAGGGGGGGCAUGUUGAUCUGCAGAGUUUUAAAAGCUGUCGACCAUUUUUAGCCCCGACUCCACCCCUGAGCUGUACAGUGUCUUGUUGGAACAAAUGUGUGAGUCUUCGUCACUCUUUAUCUCUUGCAAUUUCAUGUGUUUGUCAGGUUUUUAUGACAGAAUGGCAAGAGAUUAUCUUUUUUUUUAGGCCUUGUCACUUGUUACUAUUAUAUCUAUGAUCAAUUGUCUUUUGCUACACUUGUGAAAAGAGCAUUUUCUGUUGAUAUUUUUGUUUUGAUAUUUAACAGAUUCCUGUGUAAUAGCGCAUUUAACUUGAUUUUAUCGUUGACUUAAACCAGUUUUAACGUCAACUAUUUUUGAAUUGUGCAUCAUUUAAGGACUGUAUGGGCAUUGUCUUGCUUUGUGUUGAAAAGUGGUCAUUAUGAUGCAUUUCAUUAAGGUUAGUAUUCCAGCUAAUGUGUUUCUUAUUUUGUGUUUGUAAAGUGAUCCUAUAACAGUGUCAUUACACAGGAAUCAGGGUCUCACUGUAACAUGAAAAAAAAGAUGAGAAAGUUCAUAUCAGUAAUCUUCAGUGUAUUUUAAAGAUGGACAACACGCCA
This is a messenger RNA of Scomber scombrus (Atlantic mackerel), 6957 nucleotides long. It is a transcript of the gene atrnl1b, whose product is annotated as attractin-like 1b. NCBI's taxonomy places the organism in Eukaryota, Metazoa, Chordata, Actinopteri, Scombriformes, Scombridae. Gene Ontology annotation, molecular function: protein binding. Gene Ontology annotation, cellular component: Golgi apparatus. The transcript has 29 exons. The coding region runs from base 869 to 5005 and encodes 1378 amino acids. The record is from RefSeq and is a predicted model, not a curated record.